Molecule: messenger RNA, 3524 nt
Organism: Hypanus sabinus (Atlantic stingray)
Lineage: Eukaryota; Metazoa; Chordata; Chondrichthyes; Myliobatiformes; Dasyatidae
Gene: lrrn1
Product: leucine rich repeat neuronal 1
Exons: 3
Coding region: 585-2735 (716 amino acids)
Molecular function (GO): protein binding
Source: RefSeq, a predicted model, not a curated record
AACUCGCGCGCUGUUGCAGCCGGGGGACAAUUUCUACGGGCGAUGAUCAUGCUGGAAAUUAAUUUGAAGCUUCUAGCUUAAUUCUUCUUUCGCGCAGAAGCUGAUGGAGGAAAUUCUGCUGAAUCCUUGACAGUCGGGAGAAACUGCUGGGUGUUUGCAAUUAACUAAAUGAAUCCUUCACAGUGACUGCACAUAAGCCCCUACCGAGUGCCCCAAUUCACCAUACAGGCAGUUUUUCCACUCCAUGUAGGAUCUGCAGUUGGAUGCAACACUUCGGCUUAGUUGGAAGAAUCCAGCAAGGAUUACAGGCAUUUCCACUAGCUUCAAUAAAUACCCAAAGACUUGGACAGACAUCACAGGUGCCAAGACAGACUUGACAUCACCGAUAGUUACAGGUGAAUGAGAAAAGUGAAGACACAACUGAGGACCAAAAUUUCUGGCUCGUUGAAAGCCCAACACUAAAUGCAUCAGGUAUACCACUGUAUCCACAGCUCUCUUCUACUGUUACCUUCUACAACCAGUGGUUUUGAAUUGUUGAAGUCCCCUGAUAAUAUUAGUUUCCGCAGAAAAGUUUGAUUUUUAAAAUGGUGAGGAAGAGGAUUAGUUUCCAAAUCUGUCACAUGAUGAUGGGUUUUCUGACUAUUUGCCUAACUGAAGCAGCCCUGCAGCGUAGCGAGUGCCCUCAGCUGUGUGUUUGUGAAAUCCGCCCAUGGUUCACCCCACAGUCAACGUACAGAGAAGCCGCCACUGUGGACUGCAAUGACCUGCGGUUGACCAGAAUCCCCAGCAACCUCUCAGCUGACACCCAGGUACUCUUGCUUCAGAGCAACAAUAUUGCCAAGACAACUAAUGAGUUUGAGCGGAUGUUUAACCUCACUGAACUCGAUCUCUCACAGAAUAAUUUCACCACUAUUCACGACGUGGGCUUGACCAAUCUUACUCAGCUCACCACACUGCAUUUAGAAGAGAAUCAGAUAGCAGACAUGCCUGACUAUUGUUUACAGGAUCUUGCCAGCCUCCAGGAGCUCUACAUAAAUCACAACCAGAUUAGUAGCAUAUCAGCCAAAGCCUUUUCUGGUUUGAGGAAUUUGUUGAGACUACACCUAAACUCUAACAAACUGCGAGUGAUUGACAGCCGUUGGUUUGAAUCUACGCCAAACUUGGAGAUUCUCAUGAUUGGGGAAAAUCCUGUAAUUGGGAUUCUGGACAUGAACUUCAAACCUUUAAGCAAUCUGCGCAGUCUGGUUCUAGCAGGAAUGGAAUUGACAGAAAUUCCUGGCAAUGCUUUAGUAGGCUUGGACAGUCUGGAAAGUCUCUCCUUCUACGAUAAUAAAUUGGGAAGAGUGCCUCAGCUUGCACUUCAGAAGGUGCCGGCCUUAAAAUUCCUGGAUUUGAACAAAAACCCUGUUCACAAAAUUCAGGAAGGUGAUUUCAGAAACAUGCUUCGCUUGAAAGAACUUGGUAUCAACAACAUGAUUGAACUUGUUUCUAUUGACAGAUAUGCCUUGGAUAAUCUCCCUGAACUUACAAAACUGGAAGCCACAAAUAACCCUAAAUUGUCUUACAUUCAUCGCUAUGCAUUUCGGGAAGUUCCGUCCCUUGAAAGCCUGAUGCUCAAUAAUAAUGCAUUGAAUGCCCUUUAUCAAAAGACUGUCGAUAACCUCCCUAAUCUGCGUGAAGUCAGCAUUCAUAGUAACCCAAUCAGGUGUGAUUGUGUUAUCCAGUGGAUGAAUUCAAACAAAACAACCAUUCGCUUCAUGGAGCCCCAGUCUAUGUUUUGUGCGAUGCCUCCAGAGUACAGAGGUCAGCAAGUCAAGGAAGUUCUCAUGCAGGAGACUGCUGAGCAGUGUCUUCCAAUGAUUGCACAUGAGACUUUCCCAAACCAUCUGAACGUUGAUGUAGACAUGACGGUCUCCUUAGACUGCCGUGCUAUGGCAGAGCCUGAACCUGAAAUCUAUUGGGUCACACCACUUGGCAGUAAGAUCACAGUGGACACCCUAUCAGAUAAAUAUAAGCUGAGCAGUGAGGGGACACUUGAAGUGUCUCACGUUCACGUCGAGGACUCUGGCCGAUAUACGUGUGUAGCUCAGAACUCUGAAGGAGCAGACACAAGGGUUGCAACUAUUCGAGUAAAUGGGACCUUGCUGGAUGGAACUCAAGUACUGAAAAUCUACGUAAAGCAAGCUGAAUCGCAUUCUAUCUUGGUUUCAUGGCGAGUGAACUCUAAUGUUAUGACGUCAAAUCUGAAAUGGUCUUCAGCCACCAUGAAGAUCGACAACCCUCACAUCACGUACACUGCAAGGGUUCCUGUUGAUGUCCAUGAAUACAACCUGACUCAUCUGCAGCCUUCCACAGAGUAUGAGGUGUGUCUAACCGUGUCCAAUAUCCACCAACAAACUCAGAAAUCGUGUGUCAACGUAACUACAAAAGGUGUGACAUUCUCGCUGGAUAUCUCUGACCAGGGAACCAGCACUGCUCUUGCAGCUGUUAUGGGAUCAAUGUUUGCCAUCAUUAGCAUAGCUUCGAUAGCUGUUUAUAUAGCCAAACGCCUCAAGCGGAAGAACUACCAUCAUUCAUUGAAGAAGUACAUGCAGAAGACUUCGUCUAUUCCCCUGAAUGAACUUUAUCCACCACUUAUAAAUCUAUGGGAAGGAGAGAGCGAGAAAGACAAAGAUGGUUCCUCUGAUGUGAAACCUACACCUGUCGAUACAUCAAGAAGCUAUUAUGUGUGGUAACUGGAGGAAUUUUGCUUCUAGUUAAGGGAGCACAAGACUUUUUUUGCUUUUUUCUGCAAAAGUGAAAGUUCAGAACCUUUUUUGUAAUUUGACUUUGCUAACUUGUGGCAGAGCUGUGAGGACAGGUGGAUAUUUCAGACUUUUAGUAUAGCGUAUCGCCUUUGUUGGAUUUUUUUUUAAAAGAAGGCAGCUCCAUUUAUUUUGCUAAAUGCCCCAGUUACUGCGCUUGAUUAUUCUUUUAAUCUCUCUCCAUUGCAGAAUUCUCAAAAGUAAUCAGUGGUAGUCCAGGUACAUGAUUAUAAAAGAGCAACAAGCCUUUGGAGGGGUACUUACUUGCUGAAAAGCUGUUUACCUUUUAAUUAUCAGUCACUGAUGCAUUUCCAUGUUAUAGUUUUUGUUUAGAACCUUCAAGCUGGCAAAUGGGAUUAGACCCUUCAUUCUUCUAUUGAAUGCUGUUAGCUAAGUUGUAUUGUUGUAUCAACUAUAAUUUUCCUUUUUUUUGUUUCAAAUUUCAAAGCCCAAACACCUGUAAAUUUUAUUUGCCACCUUUGCUUGAAUUAGUUUCACAGCUUAGAAAAGUGUGUGGUUAAUAUUUAAUAAAACAGUAAUAGAAUUAAAGUGCUUUAAAAUGCUACUUAAGGUACAUUUUAGGUGAUUUUACUAAGGGACUUUAGCUGCCAGGUUUUUUCUGAAUGUCUCUAACUGCAUUUAGUAUCUAGAGUUUAACAUAAUGAAUUUUAUUGUGAGAAGUAGAUUGUGAAAUGAGAACAAAACUGCAUUAAAAUUUUG